Impatiens glandulifera is the source of this 744-nucleotide messenger RNA. RefSeq names its product alpha carbonic anhydrase 7-like. The annotation marks the transcript as partial. The record is from RefSeq and is a predicted model, not a curated record. The transcript has 5 exons. Gene Ontology annotation, molecular function: zinc ion binding; carbonate dehydratase activity. Lineage: Eukaryota; Viridiplantae; Streptophyta; Magnoliopsida; Ericales; Balsaminaceae.
CAUGUAGACGACGAGCGCGAGUUCACUUACGUCAAGGAUAGUUCAAGAGGGCCGCAACAAUGGGGAGAUAUUAAAGAAGAAUGGGGGAAAUGUAAGAACGGGACAAUGCAAUCUCCGAUUGAUCUUUUGAAUGAAAGAGUUGAAACAGUUUCUCAUCUCGGAAGAAUGAAAAGGAAUUACAAGCCGUCUAAUGCCACACUACUUAAUAGAGGUCACGACAUGAUGUUGAAGUGGAAAGAUGGUGCGGGAAUCAUGGAAAUCAAUGGAAUUGAUUAUGAGCUUAAACAAUGUCAUUGGCAUUCACCUUCUGAACAUAGCGUUAAUGGAAAAAAGUUUGAUCUCGAAGCUCACUUGGUUCAUGAAAGUAAAAGUGGUAUGGUUGCGGUUAUUGGUAUCAUGUAUAAAUUGGGACGCCCUGAUAAUUUCUUAUCUCAGAUAAAUGAUCACUUGGGAAAGCUCGUAUAUGCCCUAGACGUGGAGAAAGUGGUGGGGAUGAUCGAUCCAAGGGCUAUUAAGAUUGGAAGUCGAAAAUAUUAUCGUUAUCAAGGUUCUCUUACCGUUCCUCCGUGCACUGAGAAUGUUAUUUGGACUAUUGUCAAUAAGGUUAGAACUGUAUCGAGAGAACAAGUAAAGCUACUGCGAGAUGCAGUUCAUGACAAAUCGAAGAGGAAUUCAAGACCAAUUCAAUCCACAAACCUGAGGAAAGUAGAACUUUAUAGACCAGAUGAUCAAGAGCUGAAUUAA